Myotis brandtii (Brandt's bat) is the source of this 1024-nucleotide messenger RNA. It is a transcript of the gene TAMALIN, whose product is annotated as GRP1 (general receptor for phosphoinositides 1)-associated scaffold protein. The record is from RefSeq and is a predicted model, not a curated record. Gene Ontology annotation, molecular function: protein binding. Lineage: Eukaryota; Metazoa; Chordata; Mammalia; Chiroptera; Vespertilionidae. Gene Ontology annotation, biological process: signal transduction. Bases 455 to 1024 code for a protein of 189 amino acids. The transcript is spliced from 9 exons. Gene Ontology annotation, cellular component: plasma membrane.
AGAGAGAGAGAGAGAGAGUGCUUUCGUUUCUCACGGGCCCUAAAGAGGCAGGAACCCUCAGCUCUUUCAUUCCCCCCCCCCAAAAAAAGCAAAAUAAAAAGAACUCCCAGUCUCUCUCCUAAGAAUGGUGAGACUUAAGGAUACAUUUGAGGGCUAAGAUUUUUGUUUGUUUGCUUGUUCUUGUCCCGGAAAGCAUCAAAUGUCCAGGCUGAGCUGGUCCCUGAAACACCCCGUACUUUGGAGGAGGCGAUGGGCUGUCCCCUCCUUCCCACAGUUGGGCUGGGAUGGCCCGCCCGCCAGACCUGGGCCCAGCGCCCAGCUCCCCAGCCACUGUCUGCGGCUGAGAGAUUAGGAGAGACCUGCCUAGCAGGAGGUCUCAGAGUGCCUUGACAGGAGUCUGGGAGGCCUGAGCCCUUGCAGACAUGCACCCCGGGGUGGAGACGAUUCUGCCGAGAUGAAUGAAACGCCCACCCCCAGUGUGGGCGUAGAGGGUUCAGGAUUCCGCUGGAAGAAUCUCAACCAGAGUCCCGAACAGCAGCGGAAAGUGCUGACUUUGAAGAAGGAGGAAAACCAGACAUUCGGCUUUGAGAUCCAGACAUACGGCCUUCACCACCGGGAGGAGCAGCGUGUGGAGAUGGUGACUUUUGUCUGCCGGGUUCAUGAGUCAAGCCCCGCCCAGCUGGCUGGGCUCACACCAGGGGACACCAUCGCCAGUGUCAACGGCCUGAACGUGGAAGGUAUCCGUCAUCGAGAGAUUGUUGACAUCAUUAAGGCCUCUGGCAACGUGCUCAGGCUGGAAACUCUGUAUGGAACUUCGAUCCGGAAGGCGGAACUGGAGGCUCGCCUGCAGUACCUGAAGCAAACCCUGUAUGAGAAGUGGGGAGAAUACAGGUCCCUCAUGGUGCAGGAGCAGCGGCUGGUGCAUGGCCUCGUGGUGAAGGACCCCAGCAUCUAUGACACGUUGGAGUCGGUGCGCUCGUGCCUAUACGGGGCUGGCCUGCUCCCCGGCUCGCUUUCCAGCUAA